GAAUAUCCAAGAUGGCGUAGCAGUAAGUCGUCCUGUCGUGUCGUGUCCCUUUUAUUUUUCGUUUUUUUACAUAUUUUUCGUUUUUUACAUAGCUAUCCCUUUAAAAACAUUUUGCUAAACCUAAGCUUCCAAAUACGCUGGAUCUUCACAACUAGCUAUCUAGCUAAACCGCAACCCUGGAUGAUUACCCCUGGCUAGCGUUUCCACCCACUUAGCUUGAAGCUAGCCCGGCCUGCGCUACCACCGUAGCAUACUCCUGAGCUACAAUACCCGGGCCCACGACCGGUCUAUCGAUGUCACCGCAUGAAGAGGAAUAAACAGACUCACCCCAUCGCGACGUCCCCCAAAGGCUAACUCUCUAGCCCUCGCUAUCUCCCUGCUUGCUAAUUCGGCCUGCUAACUGCUAGCUUGUCCAGCUCCGGUCCGCUAACUGCUACCUUGUCUAGCCCGGGCCUACAAACUGUUAGCUUGUUAGCACAGGCCUGCUAACCGCCUGAAUCGCCGCGUCCCAAACGCCCACCGGACCCAUAUUUACUUUCUAUCUCUUUUGACUUUUAAUUUGUUUAUACCUUCCGGAAACCUGCCUCACCCAAUGUGAUACGGAAUCGCUAUUAUUUUUUAUUUAUUUUUAGAACACACUCAAGAACCUCCAGAAGCUAACCAGCUAACUAGCUACAAGCUAUUUAGUCAUUGUUCGUUUUUUUAACCUGGAUAACACUCGCCAGUCCAGCUUCCCUUCCCCAUCCACCGCUGCCCCCUGGACACUGAUCUCUUGGCUACAUAGCUGAUGCACGCUGGACUGUCCAUAAAUCACGAGCCAGGAGAUCUGAUGAAGAUGAAGACAGUCAGUGUGGCGGUGGUGCUGAGCUUGCUGCUCUGCUCAGCUCUGUCGGCCCCUUUGAAAGGUAAAGAAGACUCCCAGAAGACCAUGUUCUUUGGGGAGGACUUCCAUCUGCAGCUGCCCUCCCUGGCUGCAGAGGUUUUGUUCCAGCCCAGUAGUGCCAAGGCGGGGGUUGAGGUGGUCCUGAUGCGGGGUGGGUCCGUGGUCGGUAACCGUGCCAAGCUCAACAGUCAGCUCAGUCACCUGAUCCUAGCGACCGUGGGUGAGGGGGACGAGGGAACGUACUCGGUGAAGAACAACGAACAGCCGGAAGAGGUCCGACGCAUCACACUCAUCGUCAGAGACUGUUCCAAUGAGCAGAACAUUAAGUAUGGGGAGAACUACCACAUCCAGCUGACAGGGGUGGAGGCUCCCAUCACCCUGGAGUAUAGGCCCAGUGCUGUGGAGGCCAACCUGACUUCCAGGCCGCCCCUGGUGCUGAUGACCCGAGGAGGGCUCUCCAGAGACGGGUACCAGGGGCGCCUGAGUGUCAACGAGCGCCGGGUCACCCUCAACGCCGUGACAGGCGCCGAUGAGGGAAGCUACACCGUCAGAGACACGAACCUGAAGAUCAUGAGGAAGGUCUGCCUAAAUGUCAAAGAACACCAGAACUUUGUGAAGCUGCCGUACGCUGGAACCCUGAAGAUCAACCUGAUUCUGAAUGCCUCCAUGGUGCGUCUGUUCUACACGCCUGACUACGACUUAAAAACCAGACAGAUCCUGGACGGGGGAGAGUUAACGGUGCCAGCAGACCUGGAUCUGGUGGGGCGGAUCUCUCUGGAUCCGUCUGUGGUCAUCCUGGACCAGGUCAAGGCCAGCGACGUCGGACAGUUCAAGGUCACGGACAUACUGGGGUUUCCUGUGUCCAACGUCUACCUGGAAGUGGAGGCCUACAAGCUGCCGUCCCUCUACGUGGCAAUCAUAGCACUGGUGGGCUUCCUGGUUCUCCUGCUGUUGGUGUGUCUGCUGUCCUGCCUGGUCAAGCAGAAGAAGAGGGCAGCCAAGGCCCGAGCCAUCGAGAAGAUUGCCCAAAACGCAGGCAAGGAGGACGAGGGAGAUGCCUUCAGACAGGUGGUGAAGAACAUUACUCAGUUUGAGGAGUCUAUAGCCCAGUCCAUCGACAUCACAGAGAAGUCUCAGAGCACUGAGGUGGACAUUAAAGGUCUGGAGGUGUCGUCCAAGGAGGUGGCAGGUGGUAACCUGGAGACCAGCGACUCAGGGGUGGAGUUUAACACCACUGGCCUCCCAUUGGACACUGACACUGACGUCCCCGACCAGAUUCCAGAAUCAGAGGCUGAGUCUGAGAGUGUUGCCUUCGUCCCAGAAACCAAGCCAAGCCCACCCCCGGUUACCAAACCUAGCCCGGUUCCCGAGAUCAAAAAAAUUCCUGAACCAGCUCCUGAACCAAAGUUGACCAUAACCAAACCCGUUGAGACCAAACUCAGCCCAAUCCCAAGCCCGGUCUCCAAGCAGGCUCCAAGCCCCAUUGCCAAAACACCUGAUCCAGCCAAAACUCCUGAAUUGAAAACUCCUGAUUUCAAAACUCCUGAUCCGAAAAUACCUGAAUUGAAAACACCUGAACCAACCAAAACUCCCGAUUUUAAAACUCCUGAACCGAAAACACCUGAAUUGAAAACACCUGAAGCAGCCAAAACACCUAUUGCUGUGUCUCCAAGCCCGGUGUCCUCUAAGCCAACCCCACCCCUGACCCCUGUCUCCAAACUAACUGCACCCCAACCAUCAACCCCUGAACCCCCCAAGCUGGUGACACCAACCCCAGAAUCCCCCAAGCCUGUGACACCAAUCCAGACUCCGACCCCAACCCCAAUGCUGAGCCCUGAACCUGCUCCGACCACCAAUGGCACACCCGAACCACCAGCACCUGAAUCCAAACCUGACACUGCUCCGGCCCCAGUGGGUCUGAUCGAAAGCCCUGUCGCCAAGGCAACCCCUCCUAAAACCCCUGAAGUGGAGGUGACCGCCCCAAGUAGUCCAGCCCUUGAGGCCAAAAUGGACUCCCCAGCUGAGGACAACACCGCAAACACCGCAACCUGAGAACAGUCCCUGCACUCCUCCAAGGGAAACCCCACAGACCCAUUAUCCUUUCCUUCUCCACCACUGUAGACAGACAAUCGAACACCCCCCUUACCAAAUAAGGAAGAAAUCACUGCUACUAUCGAGGCUGGGACUUCGAUUUAACACUUCUAAUGCUCGAACAUGCUGUAGGUUGUUAUGAUAGCUAACUCACCUGUACCUAACACUAACAUUAUCUUUGAGAUACUUUUUUCAAUUCACAGAUACUUUUCACCACAUAGGAAAUAUAAGCAAGCAAGUUCAUUUUGUCAGACGUUUUAGCUGUUGUUUCUUUUUGAACUUUCUAUGCUGCAUACUCUUUUUUAGUGUGUAAACUAGAGCAUGACUGCCGGUCUGCCAACAAAAUCAGUUGCAGAGUUUACAAGUAAAAUGUUAAACCUAGCUUCUUUAGAUAUAUUUGACGUUCAGAGGUGUGCAGAAUGGUUCCACACCCUUUUACAUAGAUAUAGGAACAAAUAAAUGGCAAGUGAACAUUACUCAAUCUAGUUCAACUACAUCUAUGACCACCUACUCCAUUUGUGGAAUGAUGAAACCUUUGAUGAUGCCUGCUCUAAUCUCAGCAUGUGGAAAAACAGACCAAAACGAAAGCACAAACAGCUCGUAAAUUUGCAACUGACAUUUUUUAUCUCAUAUGAUGAAACCAAUGACAUGAUUUAGACCCCCAAGGACUUAUAAAUGUGACUAUGACAUAACGUUCUCGUCAAACUGGAUGAAUUUAAAUCACCUUUCUAUCAAACUGGACUGGAUUCCUUCUCCUUGUGACAUUCUCUAGUAGUUUUCCUGAAACCUGGGAAUCCGGGAAUCUGGAAAUGUUCCUGCUGGUCCUCUGCCGUCCUAUAGAAACAUCUAGAAUGCUUGAAUGAUAAAACAUCCUGAUACAAAGGAUCCCCAGCAACACUAACACCUGAAUGCUAAACUCUAACAUCAAUUCCUUCUGCUAAACUAAGUCUAACUUUUGUUUAAAAUGGAUGUCUCAUGUGAUUGCGCUCCCAACCAUGUGAGAGACUGUAUUGGUUAUAAGGUGUUGGCCAACUCUGACUGUCCCAGUGGAUCUCUAGAAUCAGUUUAAUCCAAGAGAAAGAGCUUGUUUUGAUCCUUGACCUCACCCCAGCACCUGAAGACCCCAAGGACACACCUCAGCACUUUAAGCAAUCCCCAGUGAAUCUUGGGAAAUGUAGGGCUGAUUGUUAUUGUGCUGACUACAACUAUGAGAGUGGGAGAGGGAGAGGAGGAGGGGUCUGGUGAGUGAUGUCAUUGGCUUAGUCCUAACAUUUAAAAAAAGGAAUCCUCCCUUCUCUAUGUCCUUCUUUACUUCUGUCCUUCCUUCUGUCCUUCCUUUCUUCUGUACUCUCUCUUUUCCUUCCUCUCUUGCUUGCAGCAGGUGGUGAAGUACGGUAUUAUGGCAUGGUUUCAUCUGGCCGAUAGAUGUAGUUUUACUGUAGGUCCUGCCCUCUUGACUUCUCAUUUAUAGAUUAUAGGUCAGCCUUUAUACCCCAUGAUGACUUAUAAAAGUACAGUAUGAAAGUAUAGCCUUCCCUGAGAUAAUAGAACAGACCCAUGUCAGACUAUUCCUUGCCUACACACAUCUACAUGCAUUACAGUCGUCUAUGAACUACAUACUGGAAGCCUUGAGCCAACUGUAGAUGUGUUCCACGGCUCUGAUGCCUAGUAUGGUGAUCUCACAGUACAGUAGACAUACAGUUCUGGUUAUUUGCUCCAGCCUAAAACAGACACUUCACAAAUUAACCCACUAGCAUCCAUCCACAGCACUGGAUAUGAUGUCAAAUCAUGGGUUGAUGUGUUCUAAUAGCCUACCGUAUUGCCAUUGGUCUCUCUGACUGCCCUAAAAAGGUCCUGCGAGAACUUCACUAACUAGUAACUCACUGUACCACCAUCUCCAGGACUGUGCCAUGACACCAUCUGUCUUUAGUUGCUUGAAGCUAUGUUGCUCUAGCCUAGAUUUACAGGGCAAUAAGACUUCGCUGGUGGUUAAAACUCCUGUAGCCGCUAUGUGUUACAAGAGGAGGUGUGCAGAUACAUUUUGCUUAACAAAAGACAUCUCUACCUCAGUGUUUUAACUGACCGUCGUGACAGACACCAUGAAUGGUACAUUGAGUUCAGUGGACUACAUCUAAAAGCAUUUAGGAUUUUUAAUAAGAGAAGCACAAAUAGGAGCCGUGUUAAGUUCACCAACCCAUCAAUCAGUUGUUGGAACACAUAGAAAGUACAUCCAUCUUCAACUUCAAACGAUGGCCUUUCUCUUUCUAAACACUUCCACAAUUCUAAGACGUUUUUUAAUGCUAAAAUGAAUAUGAGAGUAAUAUGAAAGUUAAAAGCCAUAUGGUAAGAUAGAGAUAUAGAUGUUGAUAAGUACAGUAAAUGAAUCAUGAUGAAUACAGUAUGAAUACAUUAGUGUUUGAGGGGCCUAAAUUAUUUGCUAUAUUGUCAUUCAACUGAUGUAAGUGAUGAAAUGUCAAGGAUUAUGUCAAAUUCUACCACUGAAGAGAUUUGGCUCCACUCUCAAUCUCGACCGCAAUGCUCGUUAAGCUCUGUUGUGUGGAGCCGUAACACCCAUUUAGGCAAUACUAAAAGCAGUGUUUAUCUGUUUCUACACACACACAAACACUCGCUUAUGACCCUGCUGACGAGGUUCAGCAUUGUAAAUAUUGCAUGUGUAAGGUUUUAAAAGUCUCCUCUCAAAGGUUGAAUGUGUUUAGUGUAUAGAAUGGUCGUUGUAUUAUACUUGAUGAUAUAAAAAAGCUAAUCUAAUUUCUCACCUGUGCAAAGCCUACAUGCUGAUUAUUGAAUAUACUGUACACACAAACUAAUCUUCACUAACUUAUAAAAUACAACUUGAACAACUGAAAAUCGGAAACAUAACUGAAUAAGUGCAUAUUUUUCCGUGUCACGGAUCUUCGAAUAGAAUCUAAAAUAUUUUGAUUGGAUUAACUUUUAUUAGUACUAUUUCAACCCUAUGAUGAUAACACUCACAGUAUAACACCCUUACAUAACUUAUAUAUAUAUAUUAAAAAAAUACAGAAUGAUCUAUGUCACUUUAAAGAUAAAGACGUUUAUUGCAGCAUGUCCACAUGAUCUCCUCAAAGACAGUAUUAUUAUUAUUCACAUUUUUCUGCUUUUAUAAAAGCCGUCUGUGUGUGUGUGGAGGAUUGAUCAGUCAUAGUGUUAUCUUCAUCCUAACGUGUGUGUGUGUGUGUGAUUGUACCUGUGUGUGUGAUUGUACCUGUGUGUGUGUGUGUUGUGCGUGCCCGUGUUGUGUGCAUGCGUACGUGUGACACAUCAUUUUGUAUCUGUGUCUAGGUAUAAGCCUAUGUGUGUGCAAUGAAAAGAAAAUCACAACUUCAGCUGUAUGUCGACUUCACAUAUCCAUGCUUAGAAAUGAUUGUCCUCAAUGAUCUGCUUAUCAUCUGACAUUUGUUUAGAAACCGGUCAGUGUUUGUCCAGAGUCAGUAUGUGGUUAACAUCACACAAACCUGCACCUCUGAGGUGCUCUACACAGGAUGACUCUCAUCUUUGAUUUAGUGCCUCAAAUUUGAAAUCAAAUAUUCAAUGGCUAGUCAGCCUAUAUUCUAUAAAUACACUCCAAGAGGCACCGUUUAGUUUAUAUGAUGUAGGGCUCAGACUAAACAGAGGUAAAGUACUAUGUGCAGACCUGACUACCUUAUAGGUCUACUGUACUGUAUAUAUAGACACAACACAGUCAGGAGAUACAGAAUAUUGUAGUCAGGACAGGAAGUGUUUCAUAUAAAGCACUCAGUCAUGAUUGGAAGAGUGAUAAAUGACCUAGUUGCUUGCCAUUUGGUUGUCAGGGUUUAUUUGAAUGUGCAUUAGCAUGAGAUGGAUAACAUGUUGAAGUGUAUUGUGUAACUUGGUGAGACAGUAACUGCUGUUCAUCUUGGGAAUUCAGUGGCACUAUUUGUAUGUAAACAGCAGGUUGAAUUCAAAAUGGAUGCAAAAGCCUCAAACAGUAUUUGAGAUCGAGCCCUCCUGAAGUGGAACUGAGAUGUGCAAUGUGGAUGAAUUUGACAUGUUUUAUACCACUACUGCAUUAUAGCGCUUCCCAAAAGAGGGGGUAAUGUAACAAACCUACCCUAUUUGGGAUGGUUGGUUAGUGUCUGAGUCUUGGAACCAGAAGGUUGUGGGUUCAAUUCCCUCCCUGGCUGGGACAGACCCCCCCCCCCAAAUUCACACCAGUGUUCUCAUUGGUGUUCCUUGCACUAUGUGAGUGAUCUCUCUCUGCCCUGGUUCUGAUUCUGUCUGUUUACUCCUUCUGCUG
This is a messenger RNA of Oncorhynchus kisutch (coho salmon), 7268 nucleotides long. RefSeq names its product regulation of nuclear pre-mRNA domain-containing protein 2. The transcript is spliced from 11 exons. The record is from RefSeq and is a predicted model, not a curated record. Gene Ontology annotation, cellular component: external side of plasma membrane. Gene Ontology annotation, biological process: positive regulation of T cell proliferation; cell surface receptor signaling pathway; cellular response to lipopolysaccharide. Lineage: Eukaryota; Metazoa; Chordata; Actinopteri; Salmoniformes; Salmonidae. Bases 788 to 2935 code for a protein of 715 amino acids.